Molecule: messenger RNA, 1837 nt
Organism: Phlebotomus argentipes
Lineage: Eukaryota; Metazoa; Arthropoda; Insecta; Diptera; Psychodidae
Gene: Trxr1
Product: thioredoxin reductase 1, mitochondrial
Exons: 5
Coding region: 165-1646 (493 amino acids)
Biological process (GO): cell redox homeostasis; glutathione metabolic process; cellular response to oxidative stress
Cellular component (GO): mitochondrion; cytosol
Molecular function (GO): glutathione-disulfide reductase (NADPH) activity; thioredoxin-disulfide reductase (NADPH) activity; flavin adenine dinucleotide binding
Source: RefSeq, a predicted model, not a curated record
UAAAUGCGCCUUCACAGCGACUCCAGCGACACAGUGACGACAAUCCAAGGCAAUCGAGUACCAAACUCUCGCUGUAAUUGUUCUCGCGCUUUUGUUCACGUUUUUUCGCAUAUUUCGUGCAUUUCAAGUGCCCAGUAACUGCUCAGAGUGUUGUAAAGUGAGAAAUGGCACCGAUAAGUGGAUCUUUCGACUAUGAUCUGGUGGUGAUCGGAGGCGGAUCUGGCGGCCUGGCGUGCGCCAAGGAGGCUGUGGGACAUGGCGCCAAGGUGGCCGUGCUGGACUUCGUGAAGCCGUCGCCGCGCGGCACGAAGUGGGGCCUCGGCGGCACGUGCGUCAAUGUGGGCUGCAUCCCGAAGAAGCUGAUGCACCAGGCGUCCCUGCUGGGCGAGGGCAUCCACGAGGCACAGGCGUAUGGCUGGUCCGUGAACCCCGAACAGGUGGCCAUCGACUGGGCGGCGGUCACGGAGGCUGUACAGAAUCACAUCAAAUCCGUGAACUGGGUCACGCGAGUGGACCUCAGGGACAAGAAGGUGGAGUACGUGAAUGGCCUGGGAUACUUCAGGGAUCCGCACAAUGUGGUGGCGGUGCUGAAGAACGGCACGGAGAGGGUGCUGAAUGCGAAGCACGUGGUGAUUGCGGUGGGCGGACGUCCGCGCUACCCAAACAUUCCAGGAGCCAUUGAGUACGGUAUCACCAGUGAUGACAUCUUCAGCAUGCCCACGGCACCGGGGAAGACAUUGGUCGUCGGAGCGGGCUAUAUUGGUCUGGAGUGCGCCGGCUUCCUCAAGGGCUUCGGCUACGACGCCACUGUGAUGGUGCGCUCGAUUGUCCUGCGCGGCUUUGACCAGCAGAUGGCAGACAUUGUGGCCAGCGCGAUGGCAGAGAAGGGCAUCGGCUUCCUGUUCAAGACGGUGCCCACGAGUGUGGAGAAAACAGCGGAGGGGCGCUUGCUGGUGAAGUAUCGCAACAGCGAGGGCGUCGAGGGCAGCGAUGUGUACGACACCGUGUUGUUCGCCAUCGGCAGAACGGCUCUCACCGAGGACCUGCAGCUGCCCAGUGCCGGCGUGAAGUUCAAUCAGGACAACAAGAAGGUGCCGGUGAAUGAGCGCGAAGAGACGAAUGUGGAGGGCGUGUAUGCCGUGGGCGAUGUGAUCGAUGGACAGCCGGAGCUGACGCCGGUGGCCAUUCUGGCGGGACGGCUGCUGGCACGGCGCAUCUUCGGCGGCGGCGAGGAUCUGAUGGACUACAGGGACGUGGCGACGACAGUAUUCACUCCGCUGGAGUAUGGAUGCGUGGGUAUGAGCGAGGAAGCGGCCGUGCAAGAGUUUGGCGAGGACAACGUUGAGGUGUUUCACGCGUACUACAAGCCAACUGAGUUCUUCGUGCCGCAGAAAAGCGUGCGCUACUGCUAUCUGAAGGCCGUGGCGCACCGCGAUGGCGAUCAGAAGGUGCUUGGGCUGCACUAUGUUGGUCCAGUGGCAGGAGAGGUGAUCCAGGGAUUUGCAGCAGCACUCAAAUGUGGCCUCACGAUGAAGAUAUUAAUGAACACGGUGGGAAUUCAUCCCACGACUGCUGAAGAGUUCACGCGUCUCAACAUCACGAAGCGCUCCGGAGUGGAUCCAACGCCGGCGUCGUGCUGCAGCUAAGAUCAUCAUCAGUAAUGGUCGUGGAAGAGAUGCACUUUGAUGAAUUUACUCAACACACAGGAGGAAGAGAUGCCCACGAAUGUCUCAAAUCACGGCUGAUGUUUUUUUGUAUGAAUGUUUCUCGUUGUUUCUUUUUGGGGAGAAAAUACACACUCGUGAUUUUGUGAGAAUAGAAACACAGUGAAUUAGAA